Molecule: messenger RNA, 743 nt
Organism: Colias croceus (clouded yellow)
Lineage: Eukaryota; Metazoa; Arthropoda; Insecta; Lepidoptera; Pieridae
Product: dynein regulatory complex protein 8
Exons: 7
Coding region: 68-661 (197 amino acids)
Molecular function (GO): calcium ion binding
Source: RefSeq, a predicted model, not a curated record
UAUAUUUUGAUAGUAUUUUUAUAACAUAUAUUUAAUUUAAUAGAUGAUAUUAUUUUGAAUCUCAAUUAUGGCACGAAAAGAGGAACCAAAGAUUCAGGCCAACAAUGACCUAGAGAAAAAAAUAAUAGAGGCGUUCGAAGUGUUUGAUCAUUCUGGAAAGCAAGUAGUAGAUGUUCGAGAAAUAGGCACCAUAUUGCGUUCAUUGGGAUGUUGCCCAACUGAAGCGGAAAUACAAGAAGUGAUUUUGGCUACAGAAAACAAGGAGGCUACUGGAAAUGUUCCUUUGGCAAAUUUUUUGCCUUACAUGUGUAAGGUGAUGAUAGAGCACAGGUUUUAUCCAGCUAGUGCAGAGAUGUUAUUAGCUGCUUUCCGAUACUUUGAUAAAGAGGGUCGGGGUUACCUCACCAAGGAGAGAUUUACACAACUCAUGAUGGAAGAAGGAGAGCCCUUUACACAGGAGGAAUUUGAAGAAAUGAUGCAGACUGCGCUCGAUCCUGUUUCUGAUACGAUCACAUACGAAUACUACAUUAAUCAACUCAUGGUUGCCCCCAAAGAUGUUUAUGAUAUAGCUGAUGCGCAAGAAGCAGAGAGAAAAAGGCUAGAGGCCGCAGCACCAAAGAAGAGACGAGCGUCUUCGUUAUUGCGCGCUGCCCAAAACUAACUUAUCGUUGAAGAUGAAAUUGCCGAUACCCCGUCGCCUCCGAAGUAAAGUGAAAUUUUUGUUGAAACAUUAAUACUCAUUC